GAAACUUGAGAAAAUAGGAAAAAAUACAGCAUAUUAUAAGAACACAAGUGUCAGUAACUUAUUGGUCCAUAUUCUUCCCAUUCCCUCCUCAAACCAAUUCACCAAUCCCAAAUUCUUUCCGUCAAAACCAAGUUUUCCGGCAAUGUUCUUACCUGAAAACUACCUUUCUCUCUCUCUCCUCCUUAUUUUCUCUCUCUUCUUUCUCACUCCUUCCCAUUCUCUCUCAUCGGGAAACCACCUUCUCCUUCCCAGCAACCGGAAAUUCGGCCAAGAUGACCAACUCUUCUGCGAGAGUUGGCGGUUUUCCGUCGAAACAAACGAUGCAGGGAUUUGGGAUACCAUUCCAACCCGAUGCUUUGACUUCGUGAAAAACUAUGUUACCAGUGACCGUUACUUGUCGGACUCCGAAGUCGUUGCCGGAGAUGAGUUGGAAUUCGCGAAAUCUGUUAAUGUUUCCGGCGAUGGAAAGGAUGCUUGGAUUUUCGAUGUUGAUGAAACUCUUCUCUUUAAUUUGCCUUAUUAUGAGCUUCAUGGAUAUGGAUCAGAGAUCUUCGAUGAAGAGUCUUUUGAUGAGUAUAUGUAUCUUGCAAAUUCACCUGCUUUGUCAGCAAGUUUGAGCCUGUACAAGGAGCUUCAGCAACUCGGGUUCACAAUAUUUGUCUUGACAGGCAGGAGUGAGCCUUUUAGAAAUGCUACUGAGGCUAAUCUACGGGAUGCAGGUUACAAUAUCUGGGAAAGAUUGAUCUUAAGGGGGCCUUCUGAUAAAGGUAAACUGGCUGUUGAGUACAAGUCCGAGAAGAGAAAGGAAUUAGUGGAUGAGGGUUAUAGAAUUCGCGGCAACUCAGGAGAUCAAUGGAGUGACUUACUAGGAUAUGCAAUUGCCCAAAGAUCGUUUAAACUCCCAAAUCCAAUGUAUUAUAUUGCUUGAUUCUGUAUUGUUGUAUCUUUUUAGCUGCAUUCUGUCAUUAUAUGUAAAAUUCAAGCUUUGUCCAUCUCAAAUCUCAAGAUCUUCAUUAUUUCCAAUUAUCAGUAGCUUAAAUUUCUGUAAAAUGGAAAAUUGAUUGUACAAGGGGAAGUUUGGAGGAAAUUCUUUAUUUUGAACAUGGAUAUGAUCCAUAAAUAAAAAUGUUACAGGGAUUGAAGAUAUCUUUGGAGGCUA
Molecule: messenger RNA, 1159 nt
Organism: Chenopodium quinoa (quinoa)
Lineage: Eukaryota; Viridiplantae; Streptophyta; Magnoliopsida; Caryophyllales; Amaranthaceae
Product: acid phosphatase 1-like
Exons: 3
Coding region: 143-928 (261 amino acids)
Molecular function (GO): acid phosphatase activity
Source: RefSeq, a predicted model, not a curated record